Molecule: messenger RNA, 378 nt
Organism: Macrosiphum euphorbiae (potato aphid)
Lineage: Eukaryota; Metazoa; Arthropoda; Insecta; Hemiptera; Aphididae
Source: the annotation of a GenBank genome assembly
AUGCCUAGAGAACGACGUGCGAACAUCGGCCGCCGCACAAGACAUGCAAGCCAGCAACAAGUAUAUUCAAGGAACUUAAGAGAAGAAAGACAAAAUAUAAUAAGAGAAAAUGACCGAUUGAGACAUCGCGUGAGCACACGAAGAUCAUUGGCAUCAUACAAUCGCUUGGCGGUCGAACUAUCAAAGUUAAAGUUCAAAAUCAAGAGAUUGAGAUCGGAAAUGAAUUCAUUGUACCAUAUUGCCCGCUGCUAUCACGAAUUUUCGAAACACAUGCAAACGUUGAGAGUUGUCAUUCGGCCAAAUCAAUCAAAUAUUUGUGCAAGUACGUCACAAAAGGCAGCGACAUGGCUGUGUUUGGUAUUGCGUCGGAAAAUGUGA